Apis florea (little honeybee) is the source of this 8505-nucleotide messenger RNA. RefSeq lists its product as uncharacterized. Gene Ontology annotation, cellular component: nucleoplasm; nucleus. The record is from RefSeq and is a predicted model, not a curated record. NCBI's taxonomy places the organism in Eukaryota, Metazoa, Arthropoda, Insecta, Hymenoptera, Apidae. Gene Ontology annotation, biological process: regulation of transcription by RNA polymerase II. Gene Ontology annotation, molecular function: zinc ion binding; DNA-binding transcription repressor activity, RNA polymerase II-specific; DNA-binding transcription activator activity, RNA polymerase II-specific.
UACUUUGGAUUAUUACGUAUAAUUUUAUUAAUUAAAAAUGAAAUAUAAGAUUGGUGGAAAUUCUAGCCAUUUUGCGAUUUAAUCAAAGUACGACGUAAAUCAUAUUAAAGAAAUACAAUUAAAAAAAACAUAAUCAAUACCGUAAAAGUUUUAGUUUUUCUUGUCUGGUAAUGAUUUAACGAUGACGAUGUCUGAUGGAGUAGUCUACCAUAUUAAUUAAUGAUGAAUUUGGAAGAAAAAAGUCUUCGCAAUGUUCAAAACUAUCGUAUGUAAAAGCUGUUGGCUUCAAGCGCGACGUGAUCGAUACGCAAUCGUUCUGCCGAGUAUUUCCGAAGUUAUCCGUAAAGAAACGAAGGUAACCGAAUAUUAACGAAGUUGGUCGAGGUAGUAUAGUGAGCAAACGACGCGUACGGAAGAACGCGGGGUCUUCUCCGGCUUGGAUUGAAACAGCGUUCGCGUCUACGGGCGCGGUUUUGCGUCUCGAGCUGGCGUUUUACAUGGUAAAAUGUCCUCCCUCGAUUAUCUGGACUUGUGUCGAUUAUGUCUCGUGAAGGACCGUGUUUCGGUGCCAAUUUUCGAGGGUGAAGGAGACGUACGACAAAUAUUUCUCAAGAUCGCUGCCUGCCUACCGGUCAAGCUUACAAGAGAAGAUAAGUUACCUAAGAAGAUAUGCGAUGAUUGUGUGUAUAAAGUAGAAUUAUUUUACCAAUUUUGGAACACAACAGCAAACGCAGAAAAACAACUUUUGCAAUGGCUAGGAGAAGUCAGUUUAGAAGACAAACAGGGUUAUGUUACCAAUGUUCUCAAUCCGAGUGUAAUGAAACAAGAACAGAGUACAGAGAACAGGUUAGAUGGCAAUGUGAUGCAGCAAGUAGAGGAGCAUCAAAACAAUAUGGGGAUGGGUAUGAUGGAUAACAUGGGUUUGGGUAUUCCCAUGAUAAUAUCCAGUGCUAAUCAACAACAAAUCACCUCAGUUCCUAUGGACACCAGCAACAAUUCUGUACAAACUAUUCAGGCAGUACCUGGUCCAAGUUCACAAACUACACAUAACCAAAUACCACAGAAUCAAACAAGCUCUACGCAACAAGAAGAUGAAGAAGAAAGUAGUGAAGAUGAAGAAAACUCUGACGAAGAAUGUGAUGGAGAUGAAGGCCUACCUGUAAAAGAAGAAAGUGAAGAAGAUCCUAGCAAUAGAACUAUAGAGCCUACUACCUUUGUAAAUGUUUCCUUGGCAUGUGAUGAAGCAGGUCCUUCAGGACUACAGCAACAGAAGAUUUCAGAUAUGCCUGAGAUGCCAAUUCCACAGCCAGCUGAUGGGGAUCCCAAAUCUGGAUAUUUUACAACAAAGGUACCGAUGCUAGCUCAGGAUCAGCAGGAAUGCAGCCCGAACGAGAUGUUCAAACAAGAGGAAGAUACGGAACAGCUGCUCAUCGCAAAUCGUUUGCACGUGCCGAGCGUGGAGAAUACGGAGAUAAUCAUCACCGAUGGUAUCGUGCAGUGCGAUCUCUGCGGAGACGGUUUCGUUUCCGAGCAUGCUCUGGCGCUCCAUUUAAAAGUUCACGAACAGGACGAGGUGCAGGUGCAAGACGACCAGUUUGUAUGCGAGCACUGCGGUUGCAGUUUCGCGAAGAUGUCCACGUUCAAGGAGCAUCAAGCGGAGCACGAAACUAACGAGAGUUACGUUUGCGAGACGUGCGACUAUGUUAUGGAAGAUAAAGAAAGUUUGAUCGCUCAUCAGAAGCAGCACAACAUUGAGUACGAGUGCGAGAUUUGCGGCGCGAGUUUCGAUUCUUCCGCCGGUUACGAGGAACACCAGGCGGUGCACUCGGACGAAAAACCGUUUCAAUGCGAGAUAUGCCACGCUCCGUUUCGCUAUCGUCAAGGUUUGCGAUUGCACGCGAAGCUGCACCAACCUGAUUACGUGCCACCGCAGAGGAAGCAUCACUGCGAGCUCUGCAAUAAACGGUUUUCCAGAAAACAGGUGUUGCUGGUGCACAUGAAGACCCACGGGAACGUGGGGCCCCAGAACGAAUACAUUUGCCCGGUUUGCGGCAAGGCUGUGUCCAGUAAGACUUACUUGACCGUGCAUUUACGAAAGCAUACAGGUGAGAAACCACACGUUUGCGAUCUCUGCGGCAAAGGAUUUAUCUCGCAAAAUUAUCUGAGCGUGCAUCGGCGCACGCAUACGGGUGAAAGACCCCAUAAGUGCACCCACUGCGAGAAACGAUUCACCCAACGAACCACCCUGGUGGUGCACCUCAGAGGUCAUACCGGCGAUCGACCGUAUCCUUGCACGUGUUGCCAUAAAUCUUUUGCCUCGAAAACGAUGUUGAACUCACACUUAAAGACUCACGCUAAACAGAGUGCGCGGCAACAACAGGAGCAACAGCAGCAGCAACAGUUGAAACAGGAGCAAGAGGUCCAGCAUCAAGAGCAGUCUCUUGACACGAUAACUAUAUUGUUACCUAGUUACGUUCUCGUUCCGUGCGUGAAGGAAGCGUCCGAUUACAAGGCUGCUCACGCUGUGUUGUCUUUUUGCAGAGCGAAAAACGUGAAGACGAUAGCAGCCAAGCCGAAUCAAUCUCGCGAGCCUAGAUCGUCCAACGAGGAAGAUCGGUUUGUCGUUGUCGAGGAGGGUGUCGAUAACGAAUCGUGCGUUGUCGAGGAGGAGGAGGAGGAGGAGGAGGAUGCCGCGGCAUCGUGUCGAUGCGAGUCGUGCGACGAAGAUUUCGCCACGGAGGCUGCUCUGUUGGUGCACAGAACCGAGCGUUCGAUCCUUCGAACUCGGGAGGCGUUGAGAAAGGCCGAGAAGAAAUACACUUGCGACUCGUGUUGCGAGAGUUUCGCGAAGAAGGUGCAGUUGUUCAAGCAUCGGCGAGGUCGGUGCAAAGAGUCGGCGAGGGGCGUGGAUGGGAAGCAGCGCAGGGGAAAGGAAAAAGCGGUGAAAAGGGAGGAGCAGAACGUUUCCUCGGCUGGCCCGAUAGAGUGCAACGUGUGCCACAAGGUGUUCAAGAAGAAGAAGUACCUGAACGUUCACAAAACGUUGCACGGGGCACCCCAUAUAUGCCACGUGUGCGGCGCGAAACUCACCUCGGAAUAUUACUUGAAAAUACACAUAAGAAGGCACAACAAGGAGUUCACCGAGUUCUGCCAGAUCUGUAACAAAGGGUUUUAUCUGAAGGCCACACUGAAGACGCACAUGAGCGUGCACACCGACGACAAGCCUUGCACGUGCGAGAUUUGUCACAAGUCUUUCGGUAAUCGGGUCUACCUGAGAAGUCACAUGAAGAUCCAUAGCCAGCCCGAGAACAGGAGGAAGUACAAGUGCGAGAUAUGUGGAUUCGAGACGUUCUACAGCUACUGUUACAAGGAGCAUCUUUGGACUCACACGGGGGAGAGUCAAGUGGCAUGCGAGGUUUGCGGGAAAUUGAUCAGGAGGCAGUACAUGAAAAUUCAUAUUAGGAUACACACUGGAGAGAAACCGGAGGUCUGUGAAUAUUGCGGGAAAGCGUUUAGCUCGAGGAAGUAUCUGAUCAAGCACAGAAGAACCCACACCGGCGAGAGACCUUACAAGUGUAAAAUUUGCGAGAAACGUUUCACGCAACGGGGCACCCUGAGCGCUCAUUUGCGCCGACACGAGACCGCCAAAUGGAAAUCGUUCAUUCUUAUUCUCGUUGAAAGCAAGAGAACAUCGAAAUCGCCAUCGAUUACGAGGAUCGAACCAUCGUUCGAAGAUAUGAUCACGGAAAAAUCAGUGAUAGUAUUUUCGAUGUUAAAAGAAGAGGACCACCGAUCGACGAAUGAAACACGACGGAAAUACGACGAAAAUUCGGAACGUUUCAACGCCAAUAUCGAAGAACGUUCUCGCGUAACUUCGAACGAGCAAGAGUGUAAAGGGACGUCGAAAGAAGAGGCGACUUCGACGAGGCAGCAGACGUUCUAUCAGUGUCAAAUAUGCAGGAAACUUUUCAGGACGAAGAACCUGUACGAGGGCCACCUGGUGUCGCACAGCGACGCUCGACCGUAUCAGUGCGACAUUUGUGGAAAAUCGUUCAAAAGGAGCAACACUCUAACCGUCCACAGAAGGAUCCACACCCGGGAGAAGAACUUCGUGUGCGACGUGUGCGGCCACGCGUUCGUCCAAGCGUUCCAGCUGACCAUCCAUCAGAGGCGCCAUUUCGAAAAGUACACGAGAUACUGCGAGAUCUGCAAGAAAGGAUUCUUCACGAACGCCGAGCUCCACGGUCACAUGAACGUGAAGCACGGUGCCAAGGAGCACGUGUGCCAGAAUUGCGACAAGUCGUUCCCUAACAAUCACAGCCUGGUGAAGCAUCUCAAGUUUCACGACCCGAACUUCAAACCUGUGAAGCAUCAGUGCGAGUUCUGCGGGAAGACGUUCGUCUACAAGAAUUCGUUGGUGUUCCACGUGAAGACCCAUAUGGGCGAGAACAAGCACACGUGCCAUCUCUGCGGCAAAUCGGUGUCCUCCAAGGGAUCCCUCCAGGAUCAUCUCCGUCUUCACAGCGGGGAGAAGCUGUUGAUCUGCGACAUCUGCGGCAAAGCUUUUCGCAAGAGGAGCACCUUGGUUGUUCACAAAAGGACUCAUACAGGGGAGAAGCCGUACAGUUGCGACACGUGUGGGAAAUCGUUCACCCAACAUUCCACGCUGGUCGUUCACAAACGAUAUCACACGGGCCAAAGGCCGUAUCAUUGCGAGUUUUGUACAAAAUCGUUCGUUUCCAGGUCGUCUUUGAACGCUCAUAACAAAGUGCACGCGCAAGUGAACGCUGCUACUACUACUACUACUACUAUUACUACUACUAUCACGGUGAAUCAAACGGAGUGGUACAACCAGCUACCUUUCUCCGAAGAGUAUUACCCGAUGGCGAUGUUGACGAAGCUCGAGCUGGUGAAGAAGGACGUGGACGCCACGUCGCCUGUAAAAACGGGAGACACGGACGUUGCCAACAACUCGCCCUUUCCACCCGUGCUGAACCCGGAGCAAAGCUUCAUCAAGCAAGAGGUGGCGGACGAGAUCGACGAGGAGGAUCUGCCCCUCGCCUACCACUGCAAGAUAUGCGGCGUGUUCUUCGCCUCUCAGGCGUUACUCGACAAUCACGAGAUCGAGCACAAGAGCAAACGGAAGAACACUUGCAACCAGUGUGGAAGGGUGUUCAGAACGUACGUGAACUUGCGCAAACACAUGAAGAAGCACAACGGGCGGAAAGGCGGCGGUGGCCGCAAGGCGAGCAACAACGCGUCCACGGUUGCCAACCGUUCCAACAUAAAGGUGAAGAAAGAGAAGCCCGAGAUGGAGUUCAUCUGUAAAACGUGCAACAAGGUGUUCAGACACAAGAGCAACUAUCAGAAGCACCUGAUGCGGCACACGGUCGGCGACCUCACUUGCAAACACUGCCCCAAAAAGUUCCGCCUGUUCCGCGACCUGACCAGGCACGAGAAGACCCACUUCUACCCAAGCUACAUGUGCAAGGAGUGCGACUACGAGACCACGGUGUUGGCCGCACUGAGCAUCCACAUGCUCCGGCACACCGACAAGAACGAUCUGCCCUUCCAAUGCAACGACUGCGACAAACGUUUCCGCAAAGCGAUCGAUCUGCAGGAGCAUUACAACAUACACUCGGGCGACAAGCCUUUCGCCUGCCAGUUGUGCGGGACCGCCUUCUAUCUCAGACGACAGCUCUCCGCCCAUUGCAGACGCAUGCACCCGGAGAUGAAGGCGAACAAAGUGACGAGCACGGCUUGCGAUAUCUGCGGCCGAGUUCUCGCCACCAAGAGAUCCUUGUUCCGGCACAAGGAGAGCCACAACCCCACGAAAUUGUACCUGUGCGAUUACUGCGGCAAGAGUCUGAGCAGCGCGGAACAUUUGAAGAAGCACAGGCGCAUCCACACAGGGGAGAAACCGUACGUGUGCGACAUCUGUGGCAAAGGUUUCACCGAUUCGGAAAAUCUCAGGAUGCACAGAAGGGUGCACACAGGGGAGAAACCGUAUAAAUGCGACCAGUGCCCGAAAGCUUUCUCGCAGAGGUCGACGUUGACCAUCCACAGGCGGGGUCACACGGGAGAACGGCCCUACGUGUGCCAGAUCUGCAAUCGUGGUUUCUCGUGCCAGGGCAACCUGACGGCCCAUCAGAAGUCGACCUGCGUAGAUCUCGGGAACGUAGAUUGGGACGUGAAAUCCGAAGCCAGCAGUGAGAGGACCAUCGAGGUCUUGGAAUCAGAACUAGAACCGCUUCCAUCCCCACCCGAGCAAGAAGCGUUGUACGAAUUGGCCGAGGAGGAGGCCGGUGCUCCUCGAGCCGAGGCCUCCUCCAACUCCUCCUCCUAUCGCGCGACAUUAAAUCACGCAACGAGCGAGAGGCGAGCGACAAUAGCGAGAAAAGUAGGGACGAGGUGGCACGGGUUCGAGGACGACGAGGAUGAGAAACGUUACACGUGCUCCGUGUGCGAGUUGGAAUUCGCCAAGCACAGGGAUUACAAGCGUCACAUGGUGAAGCACAGCGACGCCCGCCCCUACAUAUGCGCCACCUGCGGCAAAGCUUUCAAACGUUCCUCGGAGAUAUGCAAUCACAGGCGGAUCCAUCGCGACAUCAAGUACUCGUGCGAGGUGUGCGGCUUCACGACCAACAACAAGAUCUCGUUGAGAAUGCACCAUAGGCGGGUCCACGAGCGGGAUUACCGUUACCGUUGCGACCAGUGCGACAAGGGUUUCAUGUCCAACUACGAUCUGGAGGAUCACAAGACGAGCCAUCUCGAGACCAAGGCGUUCAUAUGCGAGUUCUGCGGGAACGGUUACUCGCAGAGGUCCUAUCUGGUCUCCCACAAACGGGUGAUGCACGGGAUCAAGAUGAGCACGCCCAAGGCGUUCCAGUGCAACGUGUGCAACAAGAGGAGCUUCGCGACCGAGCAGGAGCUUCGUAGCCACUUGAAUCUCCACUCGCAGAUGUUCCUGUGCGCGGAAUGCGGCCAGAAAUUCGCGACCAACUAUGCGUUGAAGCUCCACUGCCGGAGGCACACGGGCGAGAAGCCGUAUCAGUGCCCGUUUUGCCCGAAAGCUUUCGCCAGGUCGCCCGCGCUCAGGGUCCAUAAACUGACCCACACAGGGGAGAGGCCGUACGUGUGCAACAUAUGCGGGCAGAGUUUCACGCAGAGGAGCAGCCUGAUGGUGCACCACAAGAAGCAUCCUGGAAAUCAUCCACCGCCCCCUCCCCUACCGCUCACCAGACUCGCCAAGGACAAGUCAUAGCGUUUCUGGAGCAUAAUAAUAAUAAUAAUAAUAAUAACUAAUAAUAAUAAUAAUAAUAAUAAUAAUAAUAAGGGAGGAAAGGGAUUUAGGGAUUAAUUAAACGUAGGAUGGAAAAAAAUUUCGAUCGAUCGGUCUUUUCUCUAGGAGAGGAGAUUUGUCGAGGUUUUUUUUUCCACGUUUUCAUCUUCGAAACCCGGUUUCUACGAAUGUCUCAUACGAAUUUUUUUUAACUACGUUACGCUUGAUUCCAUUUGCGCUUUUCUUUCUUUCUUUUUUUUUUUUUUUUACGUUUCUUUUCCUUUCUUCUCGUUUCCGCUAAUUAAGUUAAGUCCAACAACGGAAUCACAACGGAAUGACUCGAGCGUUUUUUUGUACAUGGUCGAUAAUAAUGGGUAAUUGUUUAUCGUCGUUCUCGCUUGUGGAAGUGAACGAGCAGUGGAGGAAUUAUUUAUAACGAUAUUUUUAUAAGAUUCAGAAUAAAAAAGCUGCUUAAAUCCGUAAAUCCGAAGUUUUGCAAAAGGGGGAAAUUGUACGCCGUACAUUUCAUCGAUGCAACAGUUCAAACAAACUGUUUUAAUCCCUUAGCGUUAUCUCUUGUAUUCCGUUUAAGUUUCGAAUUAUUGUGAACUAUUGUACAGCAUCCUGGGGGAAAGAAAAAAAGAAAAAAAAUAAAAAAAUAAAAAAUCGCGAUGAAGCUUCCGUAAUAAUGAUGAUUCGAACGACGAAGAUUGAUUAAGAAAAACUUGCUUCGUUAGUGAUAUUCAAAUGUUCAAGUUGAUUAUUAUCGAGAGAAUAAAUAUGUACAUAAAAGUAAAUGUACUUAAGCGAAAGUUGGUUGGUGUAAAGUACAGUUAAACGAUUGAAUUGCACGAUUAGGAAGGAGUGAAAAUGGCGUUUAAUAAAAAGAAUAGAUCGUUUAAGUAUAACGAAUUACGAGCCUUACGAAUGUCGAUCGUCGAUAAUGAAGAAGAAGAAGAAGAAGAAGAAGAAGAAGAAAAAGAAGAAAAAGAAGAAAAAGAGAGUGAGAGAGUGGGAGAGAAAGUAAGAUAGCGUGAGAAUGGAAGCGAGUUUCGUGAACUUCGGUUGUUCUAGAAGCUGUGACAAUUUUACUAAUGUAAGUAGACACUGAACUGUAAAUUCACACAUUAACCCGGAGAUCGAAUUGUUUCAGUGCAAUGUUCGACGCAUUCAUUGCUUGUACUGAAUUCUUUGUUCCUUUAAUUAAAUCCUUUUCAGAAAUC